Molecule: messenger RNA, 4908 nt
Organism: Carcharodon carcharias (great white shark)
Lineage: Eukaryota; Metazoa; Chordata; Chondrichthyes; Lamniformes; Lamnidae
Product: synaptojanin-2-like
Exons: 27
Coding region: 220-4629 (1469 amino acids)
Biological process (GO): brain development; phosphatidylinositol dephosphorylation; synaptic vesicle endocytosis
Cellular component (GO): presynapse; perinuclear region of cytoplasm
Molecular function (GO): phosphatidylinositol-4,5-bisphosphate 5-phosphatase activity; nucleic acid binding
Source: RefSeq, a predicted model, not a curated record
GUUGGGUGGCUGCUUUGGCGUUCAGGACCUUUCCCGACUUGGAAUAAUUUUGGGAAAUUACUAGAAAGUUGUUGUGCAGUGGGGAAUGGGAAACUUUUGAAUAGGAUUUGGACAGUAGCUGCACAAAUGAAGAAAGGGCACCGACAGCUGAAAGUGAAAGCUGUUUGCCCCACUCUGUGAUCUUUACUUGUGUUAAGUCUUUCACUUUGGAGUUCUGGGAUGGCUCUGAGUAAAGGAUUGCGAGUGUUUGAGAAGCAGGAGCCCGGCUGUUGUAGUGUGCUGCUGGAGUCCAGGAGUCGGCAAGAUUGUCUCCUCUUCGAGGCUGGGGCUGUGGCCAUUCGCUCAUCUGAGGAGAAGGAGUUUGUGAAGAGUAAUUAUGUGAAAAUAAUGGAUGCGUAUGGCUGUUUAGGUGUACUCCGUAUAAAGAGGGGUGAUUCGAGGCUCUGUCUUCUGGUUCUGGUUACAGGUUGUACAUCUGUAGGGAGGAUCCGUGACACUGAUAUUUGCAAAAUUACCACAACGGAAUUUGUUCCACUUCAAGAAACGACAGCAGACGAAGAGCGAGUUAUUGUCUUGAGGAAAUUGCUGAACUCUGGGAUGUUUUAUUUUUCAUCAACUUCUGGUUCAACUUUUGAUCUCAAUCUUUGUGCACAGAAGCUAUAUGCAAAGGAUCAUGAGGCAGGAAGCCGUUUUUUCUGGAAUCGGACUUUACACGUACAUCUCAAGCAGUACCAAGUAAACUGCUCUGAUUGGCUACUGAAGGUGAUCUGUGGUGUGGUAGAGAUCCGUACAGCCUAUGCUACAGAAAAGAAGGCAAAGGCAUGCCUGAUAUCGCGGCUCAGUUGUGAACAAGCCAGCACCGGUUUCUACGUACGAGGAACUGAUGAUGAUGGGCAUGUGUCCAACUUUGUUGAAACAGAACAGGUAAUUUACUUGGAUGAUGCAGUGUCUUCCUUUGUCCAGAUACGAGGAUCAGUCCCAUUAUUUUGGGAGCAGCCCGGAGUGCAGGUUGGCUCUCAUCAUCUGCGGCUGACCCGAGGUAUUGAAGCUGAUGCUCCUGCUUUCGACAGACACUUGAUUUCGCUGAGAGAGCAGUAUGGAAGUCAAGUCAUUGUCAACCUGCUAAGAAUUAAGGGAGGAGAGGAAGUCCUCAGCAGGGCUUUUAAGAAACUGAUGUGGGCCUCUGCUCAUGCCCCUAACAUACCAAUGAUAAACUUCGACUAUUACCACUGUGUGAAAGGUGGGAAGGUAGAGAAGCUGCACUCGUUGUUAAAACCUCAGCUGCAGGAACACCUGGAGCAAUUUGGCUUCUUCACCAGUGGCGAGCAUGUACAUCGUUGUUUUCAGACAGGAGUGCUUCGAACAAACUGCCUUGAUUGUCUGGAUCGGACAAACAGUGUCCAGUCUUACGUGGCAUUGGAGGUUUUGUACAGCCAGUUAAAGAGCCUGGGAAUGGCCUUUAAGAAGACAGUAGUGGAGCGUUUUGUGGAAUUUUACAAGACAAUGUGGUCAUUGAAUGGACAUAAUUUAAGCAAGAUCUUUACUGGAAGUCGUGCACGAGAGGGAAGAACAAAGGUAAAAGAUGGAGCACGCUCUGUAUCUCGAACAAUCCAGGCCAAUUUCUUUGAAGGAGCUAAACAAGAUGCUAUUGAUUUGCUCCUCAUGGGGGAUUUUUACAACGAGGAUUAUGAUAAGGCGAGGAUGCUGAUGGACAGCAGUGCAUUUUUCACACCUCCUGGGAUUUUGCAAGCUAUGUGUGAACGGCAGGUAGAAUACACCAAUAUUAAGUGUGUUCGCAUCAGCAUUGGGACCUGGAAUGUAAAUGGUGGUAAACAGUUCAGAAGCAACAUGCUCAGUAGUGUGGAACUCAGUAGUUGGUUACUUGAUUCUUUCAAACAGAAUGAAACACCCAAAUUCCAGGAUAACGAGAGCUAUCCACCAGACAUCUUUGCUAUUGGAUUUCAGGAAAUGGUGGAGCUCAGUGCAGGAAACAUUGUCAAUGCUAGCACAACUAACAAGAAAGCAUGGGCAGAACAGCUUCAGAAGGCAAUCUCCAGGACGCAUAAGUACAUCAUGCUGACUUCAGGGCAACUUGUCGGUGUCUGUUUGUAUAUUUUUGUUCGACUCCAUCAUGUACCCUAUAUUAGAGAAGUUGCCGUGGAUAGGGUGAAGACUGGGAUGGGAGGAAAGGCUGGGAACAAAGGAGCAGUAGCUGUUCGCUUGCAGUUUUACAGCAGCACACUCUGCUUUGUAUGUGCCCAUCUGACAGCUGGACAGUCACAAGUGAAAGAAAGGAAUGAAGAUUAUAGAGAAAUCAUGCAGAAACUCACCUUUCCAAUGGGAAGGAAUGUUUUCUCCCAUGACUAUGUGUUCUGGUGUGGUGAUUCAAACUUCCGCAUUGAUCUUCCAUAUGAGGACGUCCUCAAUCACAUUAAGAGGCAGGACUGGAAAGCUCUUCAGGCCUAUGACCAGCUACAACAACAGAAAACUGAUAAUAAAAUUUUUAAAGAUUUCUUUGAAGGCACCAUCAACUUUGCUCCAACAUACAAAUAUGAUGUGGGAACAGCUAUUUAUGACAGCAGUGACAAAUGCAGAACUCCUGCUUGGACUGAUCGAGUGCUGUUAUGGAGAAAAAAAUCGCCCUGUGAUACAUUGGGUAUAGAUUUAAAUGGCUCUGAAUAUGAAGCAGAGUCAAAGGUCAAGAACAUGUGGACUCCAGGUGAUCUGCUGUAUUAUGGGAGAGCAGAGUUGAAUGCCUCUGAUCAUAGGCCUGUGUUAGCUAUCUUUGAAGUGAAUAUUCAGGAAGUGGAUAUUUUUGCACGUGAGGAAGUGUUCCAAGAAAUUACAUCCUCUCAGGGGCCAUCAGAUGCCACUGUGGUGAUAUGUCUCAAAGGACCAACCAAUGAGGAAAGGGAGACAUUUCCAGAUGACCUAAGCAAUGAAAUAAUUAAUUGUUUUCAGAGUUAUGGCACUAUUUUAUUGGUGAGGUUUGAUCAUGGACAGAUGCUGGUAACUUUUCAGGAUAGCCGGAUGGCUCUGAAAGUUUUGGAUCUAGAUGGAAGAAAGUUUAAUGGCAGAGUGGUAAGUAUAAGACCCCGGACCAGAAACUGGCUGAAUGAUCUACAUGAAGAAAUGAACGUUAAUAGGAAUAGUAUUGCACCGAUGUCCCCGACUGCAAAUUCUUGCCUGCUUGAAGAAACCUUUGAUUUCAACAGUCUGGAUUAUGACACCGAAGGAGAUAUAGAUGAAGAUUUAGAUGAAAUUGUUCCACAGCACUUGGUGACAGGACAAACAGAAAAUCACAAAAAUGCACCCGAAGAGUCUCCAGAAUCUAAUGUUAAAGAGGUUCAUGAGUUUCAGUUACUUAACAGAGUAACUCAAAAGGAAGAAAUAACAGGCAAUGCAAAAUGUCCCACAAUUAAUCAGGAGGUGGCUCUUCAAAGUGAAUUUCGACCACGUGCAACAAGUAGAUCUAUGUCAGUACCUGAUCGACCUCAGCCUCCACAAAGACCUCCUCCUCCAACUAUACAAAACAUGAAAAAAUCUUCCUCUGAUGUUUUGCUUUUAUCUGAAGAAAGUCCUUUCCAGGCUUUGAUUUCAAACUCAUCCCAGGUUCUUCCAGGGACAACUCAACAAGCUGUAAAUUAUGCGCAGUCUUUAUCUAGAACUGGAAUUAGCAAACCAUAUAAUGUGAAACAAAUUAAAACAACAUCUGCCAGGGAAGCAGAAGAGGCAAUAAGGCAUUUAAUGGAGCUGAAAACAGGAUGUUUGGAUUCAGAAGCCAAUGCAAAACAACCUCUAGUACAGUCAAUUCUUAAAUCCCAGUCUAAUAUACCUCUUGCUGCUGAGCAUGAUGCAACUUAUCCUGCUUCUUCAAUACCUCUGUUACCUGCUCAAUCAAUUGUUCAAAGUCAUUCUCUUGCUAGGCCAUUCCCUCCAAAAGGAAAAGGGAUAAAAAGUGACUCGUACCUCAGUUCAGAAGCUGGUAAUAAAAAGGAACACAAGUCAUAUAAAACAGCUGCACCAGGCUCUUGCCCACUGGACACCACAGCAUUAGUGACUCCUAAAGAAAAUACUGAAACAUUGAAGCAGAUACUCGCACAACCACUGCUGAAGUAUACUCUGGAACCGGAUGAGCAGUGUGCCAGCAACAAAACGUCACAUGAACUUUGUCAUAACCCAGACCCAGUCUCAGAAAAUGCAGCUACUGCUCCAAUUGCACCUCCCCGCAGGAAGAAAACUGCAGCAUCUUACUCUCAAGUUGACUACAGUUCUGUUGUGAAACCAUUCCACGGUAAUCCCACACAGAAUCUUGCCCCUGCAUGUGAGACGCAAGGCAAUAACCGUCCCUUUAAACUGUGCAAUAUUAAAUCAUCAUUUAGCAACAACUCUCUUCAAGAAACUAAUACAUCAUACUUUAAUUGGAUGGCGGAUGCCUCUAAUCUUUUUGACCCUUCCAAACAUCAAAGCAACUUUAAGAUAAAUCUGCCCAAAUUCAGACAAGAUACAAAUGAUGCUGAAACAAAAGCAUUUGAGCAUGCCAUUGGUUUCAAAGAUGAAGGAAUAUCUCAAAAAGGCUCGUACAUACCUGGAAUGAUGAAUGUUCAAAAGGAUUAUAGCAAACUAUGACUGCAAGGAGCAGUUAUCAGACUGUAGGUUCCUCACAAUACUUUAAAUUAGCCAUUCAGUGAAGUUAACAGAUGCCUAUGCUUCCCCUGUUUGAGCGAUGGAGAACUGAAGGAUUUUUGUAUUUUUUGAAUAAUCUUUUCUUAUCACCUUGUUUAGUAGAUGUUUCUGAACAAGAAAUGAUGUACAAUCCAUUGAUGUAUAUUACUGAUAUUGCAUAGAAAUCUUAAUUCUUAGCAAAUAGUUUCACAAGUGAAAGAAGUAAAUAAUCACUCAAUAUUA